AUGGCGUCGCCUAGAGAAACAGUUGAUUCAUCGGUGCCUGCUUCACAAGUAAGCCUUCAUAUAUCAUGCAGAAAAUUGGUGAAUAAAGAUCUUUUAUCCAAGUCCGAUCCAAUGGUUGUAGUUUACCAGCAAGAUGAAAAUGGAUAUUACAAGGAGUUUGGUCGAACAGAAUGCAUCAAGGAUAACUUAAACCCUAAAUUUAUCAAAUCAUUCACCAUGACUUACUUCUUUGAAGAACUUCAAAUGAUUCGUUUUCAUGUUUACGAUAUUGAUGGAAAUUCUAGCAAUUUAGACAAGCAUGAUUUUCUGGGUAGAAUGGAAUGUAGUUUAGCUGAAAUAAUGAGCCAUGGCGGGAUUCUAGAAAAGCCUCUAACCUGCAUCAUUAUAACCCUCUCAUCUUAUGUAAUAGAGGCAUUAAAACCAAGAAAAAUAGUACUAUUACAAGUAAUCUCGGCGGAAGAAAUCAAUCCCUGUAACGACAUAAUUACAUUUCACUUUCAUGGUAAAAACUUGGAUAAAAAGGAUUUAUUUGGUAAAUCAGAUCCAUUCCUUGUUUUUUAUAGAAAAGGUAGUGAUGGCAGCUUUGUUGCCGUUCAUAAAACUGAAGUUAUUAAAAGGACCCUAAAUCCUAAAUGGAAAGAAUUUAAAAUUCCAGCUCGAUUACUUUGUAAUGGUGAUUACUAUAGGGAGGUUAAGAUUGAAUGCUACGAUUGGGAUAGAGAUGGAGGCCAUGACUUAAUUGGCGAAGUAUAUUUCGUCCUACAGGAAGUUAGGCAUCAAGUUCUACCAGCAUCAUUCGAAUGUAUUAACCCAAAGAAGAAAUUAAAGAAAAAGAAAUAUACCAAUUCAGGCAUGCUUGUAAUGUUGAAGAUGGAAAUUCUCGAGCAGGGAACAUACAUAGAUUAUAUUCGAGGCGGGUUACAAAUUGAAUUUAAUAUCGGAAUUGAUUUUACUGCUUCAAAUGGAGAUCCUAGCAAACCUGAUAGUCUUCAUUAUAACUCUCCCAGACAACAAAAUCAAUACUUGAAAGCAUUAAUAGCUGUUGGUAAAGUUUGUCAAGAGUAUGAUAGUGAUAAGAGAUUUCCUGCAUAUGGGUUUGGUGGUAAACUCCCAUCGGGAGAAAUUUCCCAUGAAUUUCACCUGAAUGGUGAUCCUAAUAAUCCUGAAUGUGUCACGAUGGAUAGUGUUGUACAAGCUUAUUCACACAGUUUAAAUACUGUACAACUUUAUGGGCCGACUAAUUUUGCACCAAUAAUAAAACGUGUAGCUCGCUAUUCUAUUUUAUUAAUGUUAACUGAUGGCCGUAUUUCGGAUUUGGCCGCAACUAAGAGAGUUAUUGUAGAGGCUUCCCAUCUGCCCCUAUCUAUCAUUAUAGUUGGCGUUGGCAAUGCUGACUUUACAGGUAUGGAGGUAUUAGAUGGAGAUGAAACUCGUUUAUCUUCCGGAGGAAGAGAAGCAGUUCGAGAUAUUUUUGUGCCAUUUUCUGACUUUCUGGUGAAUGGUACAUUAACUCAAUUGAGUGCUGUUAAAUUAGCUCGUGAAGUCUUGGCUGAAAUUCCAGAUCAAAUUUUGUCCUAUAUGGCAAUGAAUAGGAUCAAGCCCAAUCCUUCUCCGCCAUCCUAUCAAUUCUUAGCGUCUCUACCUGAUACUGCUAAUCAAGUCAAAUCCUCAGCUCCACUCUAUAAAAAGUAG
Molecule: messenger RNA, 1692 nt
Organism: Trichoplax adhaerens
Lineage: Eukaryota; Metazoa; Placozoa; Uniplacotomia; Trichoplacea; Trichoplacidae
Exons: 23
Coding region: 1-1692 (563 amino acids)
Biological process (GO): cellular response to calcium ion
Cellular component (GO): plasma membrane
Molecular function (GO): calcium-dependent phospholipid binding
Source: RefSeq, a predicted model, not a curated record